Messenger RNA from Cajanus cajan (pigeon pea), 2434 nucleotides. RefSeq lists its product as uncharacterized. NCBI's taxonomy places the organism in Eukaryota, Viridiplantae, Streptophyta, Magnoliopsida, Fabales, Fabaceae. The record is from RefSeq and is a predicted model, not a curated record.
AGAGUUCACACAGUUCCUAGCACACUGUGCAGCUUUGUUCACGUGGGCCUUACUUCCUUGCCUUGCCUUCCAUUUCAUGUCAUGGUUAUUGGUUGAUCUAAUCUCAUUAUCAUCAUCAUCAUCACCACCGCCUUGGCUCUCUCUUUCACUGUCUCUGAACCCUUCAGUGAGACAUAUGCUGUAGCUCAUUGGUAUGGUUAUUGGUUAGUUGGUGAGUGGAAAAUGAGAAUUGGUUUGGAGUUUGGACACUUUGUUUUUAUCUUCGGUGGAAGCUUCAUAGUUUGUGCCAGCUAAUCUCAUUCACUCCAAUAAACUAUUCUUUUGCUGAAAAGUCGUUUCUUUCCUUUUUGUGCUUUUCCUUCUCAAUUAUUUUAUGAACUCCAACUCUGUCUGCUCCGCUUCAUUCAACUUUGGCUCUCACUGGAAAGUAAUGGUACUUAAAUGUCACUAAAAGUUAAAGUGGUCUUUGGAAGUAUGAUAUAGGUGUGGUGUGAUCUACAACCCCUGGAAUUUGCUCACUCUUUUGCUUGCUUUGUCUUUGAUGAUUGGGGCUAUCAUUUAGGAGUUUGCACAAGUACAAAAAGCAGAUAAAUGAUGCCCUUACAGUGGAAAGGACAUGCCUCUGUGUCUUUGAGGAUUAUAUAGGGCUAUGGCUGAGUAUUAAUUUUUCUGUUGUUGCACCAAUUUUUGAAGACAAGAUGGGGGAGACAGCGGCUUCCAAUCCUGCUUUGCAAGUGUCUGUUUCGUUUGGUAGAUUUGAGAAUGAUUCCUUGUCUUGGGAGAAAUGGUCUGCUUUCUCACCAAAUAAGUACUUGGAAGAAGUUGAGAAGUGUGCCACUCCUGGAUCAGUUGCUCAGAAGAAAGCGUACUUUGAAGCUCAUUAUAAGAACAUUGCAGCCCGGAAAGCUGAAUUGCUGGCUCAAGAGAAGCAGAUGGAAAAAGAUUCUUCUGGAUCACAAUAUCAAAAUGGUGAAAAUCUGAGCUGUAACACUUGUGGAACAUAUGCAGACUUUGAUAUGUCCAAUAAUCAAGGUUCUAGUGAAGGGGCCAAGCAAGAAAUCACUUCAAUUGGUGAGAUCAUUGGGACUGAUGUGAGUAAUUUGGAGGAGGAGGAUGCAGUUUCAAGAGAUUAUCAAGAUUCAUCAGUCGAGGGUGAGAAUGUAGAACUGGAAAGCAAAUCACGUAGUUCCUGGAUAGAUAAGCAUGAAGAAGUUGUCUGUGUUGAGCAAGAAGGAAGUAAAGAAGAAAGUCCUAACAUUGAAGCUGAAGAUGUGAAGGAAAUUUCACACAAUGUGAACGAAGAUACUGCAAAGAAAAUUGAAGCAAAAGAUGUGACAUUGGAUCAUCCAAAGGUAUCUAAGAAGGUUACUCCUCUGAGCAGAGAGAGCAAUGCAGCAAAGGUGAAGAAGAAAUCGGUGCUCCUUUCAUCUAAGCCUAUGUCAUCCCAAAUUUCCACCCCUAGAAGUUCAAAGCCUACAUCGACUCCCACCAAAACAUUGGCAUCUGCCUCUUCAAUUAAAAGAGGAAACUCUUCAUCAAUAUCUGGGAGGAAAAUUACUUCAACUGUGGAGAACAGAAAAGUUCCAAAUAAAUCUUUGCACAUGUCCCUUAGCUUGGCUCCAAGCAUACCUGAUCCUGCUCCUGCUACGCAUACUACAAUGAGAAAAUCUUUAAUUAUGGAGAAAAUGGGGGAUAAGGACAUAGUCAAACGAGCAUUCAAGACAUUCCAGAACAAUUUCAAUCAGCCUAAAACUUCUGGUGAAAACAAACCUUUGGUAAAAGAAAAGGUUUCUUCAAGGUUGGCAGAGCCAAGGAAUCCAACAUCUAUAGCUUUGCGAAUGGGAAAUGGACAGUCACCUAAGGUUGACAGUAUGGAUAAAAGAAGUGGGAAUGCUGUUCGAACUACUUAUGGCCUAAAAUGUGACGUUAAAGCAGAGAAAGGAAAAGAGUCUCCAAGAAAAAUAGAUGAAAAAUUUAAUGCAAAAGAGGUAGAAAGAACGCAUAUUCAAUUGAAAUCAAAGGAGGAAAAGAUGCAACAUAAAUCCAAAGCCACACCCUUGCCAGCUUUUCACCGGGGUCAAAAAGUAUCAAAAAGUCAUCCAGAGAAGGUUGAUGUCAAGGUUGGGAAAUGGCGGUAGGCCCUUAAGAGGUAGAAUCAAGUGAAGAUGAGAUUAAAUACAUCAGUGGGCGUGUCAGAUCUAUGUGUUCAGAGGAAAUGUUUAUAGCUACAACUCUAGUCACACUAUGAAAUUUUAGUUUAGUCUGCAACAGGGGAACAAUUAUCUAGUUAUAAGGACUAUAGGAGCUUAUGAACGAUGUGAGGAAGGAGUAAGGGGAGUAAAGCAUCAAUUAUUGAUAAUAAAUUUUUCUUUUGAGAAAUAAUAUUGUAUAACUAUAAUGUCUAAUGUGAGAAAAGUACGCAUUUCUUUUAAUU